Molecule: messenger RNA, 4838 nt
Organism: Trichobilharzia szidati
Lineage: Eukaryota; Metazoa; Platyhelminthes; Trematoda; Strigeidida; Schistosomatidae
Source: the annotation of a GenBank genome assembly
CGCGACAUUAUGAAAAUCGCGGUUAUUUAACAGAAAGUGCUGGUUACCUUCAGUCUUUCUCACGGUUUACAUAUUAUCUGAAGACAUUUACAUGAUUCACCAUGCCCACACAAUUAGAUGAAAAAUCUGUGUCUAAUUUUGAAAAGUUGGAGAGACCUUCAAUGCGAAAUGUUGCUUAUUCUGUUGCAAUGGACAGACUCUUUCAGGAUGUUCACCGUGGCGAACAUCCUGAAGGAAUUUCUCCCCUUGAAGCUGUAAAUCUAUAUCGGGAUAGUCUCUCAUUACACGAAAGGAAAGAGAUUUUGCGUUACGAUAAAAUUUUCUAUGUUGGCUGUACAGCUGAAAAACACUCAGUUUCCAAUUGUUUUCAAUUUCCUGUACAAAAACCCAGCAAUCAUAUGAUAUCGCAACAUUUCAAUGACAAAAUGAAUAAUGGUAGUAAUCAUAAUAUUAAUAGUAAUAUUAAUACUAAUACUACUAAUAAUAAUAGUAAUCAUAACAAUAAUGCAGACGACAAUCAAUCAAUGUUCAAUGAUUCCGAGAACUUUUAUCGUAUUAUUCAACAUGAUCAUAUUGCUUAUCGUUAUGAAAUAUUAUCUUUACUGGGGAAAGGAAGUUUUGGUCAAGUUGUCUCCGCCUAUGAUCAUAUGAAAGGAUGUAAAGUUGCCUUGAAGAUAAUUCGUACAGAACCACGUUUUACACGUCAGGCACGUGAAGAAAUACGCAUUCUGGAGACACUAAGAGAUAUGCGUGAAUCCUAUGGGAAUGGAACAAAAAAUCGUUAUGAUUUUCCUGUGAUACACUUAUAUGAAUAUUUUACAUUUCGUAAACAUAUUUGUAUGACAUUUGAACUGCUCAAUAUUAAUUUAUAUGAUCUGCUCAAGUUGAAUAAAUUUACUGGCCUUCCAAGAGAUCGUGUUCGACGUAUCUGUUUUCAAGUAUUAAAAGCAUUACAAUUUAUUCAAAAGGCAGGUAUUAUACAUUGUGAUUUAAAACCAGAGAAUGUACUACUUGUAUGGCCACAAUCACCAGAAAGUGAGAACAAUUCGACUACCACUCAUAAUAAUCCUCAUAAUCAUAACCAUCAUUCUGGUUAUCAACAAAAGUAUCAAAAUCAUUCAAAUAAUAAUAGUAAUAAUAACAAUGAUUCAGUAUCAAAUUUACGUUCAACUUAUUAUAGUGGUGCAGAACAAAAAGAUUAUGUAAAGUUAAUUGAUUUUGGAUCAAGUUGUUUUCGUAAAGGUCAACCCUAUCCGUAUAUUCAGUCAAGAUUUUAUCGUGCACCAGAAAUUCUACUUCGUCUAGGUUAUGAUGAAGCAAUUGAUACUUGGAGUUUUGGUUGUCUUAUCGCUGAGCUAAUCAAUGGCUUACCCUUAUUCCCCGGAGAAGAUGAAGCUGAUCAAAUGGCAUGUAUUAUGGAAGUCCUCGGUCUACCGCAUCCAACACUAUUACGUCAUUCAUCACAAAUCGAUCGUUACUUUAUUGAAUAUAAAUGUGAUAAAUUGAAACCGUCAACACUGGAGGCGUAUGAUAAAAUAGGCGUAAGAGUGAAUAAAGACUCUGUCUACCUACCACGUUAUUGUUCAAUUCGUUAUUCAAUGGUUGACAAUUCACCACAACUGUUACCAGGUCUUUCAAAACGCGGUGGACAUGUUCGUGGUAUCCCUAAUAGUAUGCCAUUAUUACAAGCUAUUACACAGUCAAGACUACGUCGUUAUAAGCGUAAAGAUACACGUAGUGUAAGUAAUCUAACGACAACAGUGAAUCAUGCUGGCGGGGGGCAUAAAAUGUCCGAAGAAGAAGAAGCCUAUAUGGAUGAAGAUAAUGAAUUGGUUGUCAAUUUAGUCGCUUCAUGUUUAUCUUGGUUACCGAAUGAAAGAAUCCAGUCGAAUAAAGCAGUUGUUCAUUCAUGGUUCAAUCAUUUCUAUCAUAAUCAUAAUAAAAACAAUAGUAGUAAUAAUAACAAUAAUAAUGGUAACAAUGGUAAAUCUCAUACAGGAUUUCGUUCCCCCUUACGUGUAAGAAGUAUGGAAGUGUCGAAAUUUGUUUCGUCGAAAUUUAUGAAUGAACUUAGCGAACGUCAACUGAUUCAAGAUUAUCGUAGUAGUCGGGAGUCAUUAGGCAAAGACACCAUGAUGUUAAGCAAACCUGAAUUAGGCGGAGGAGGAGCAGGAGGGGGAGGAUUACGUAAUCAUGGCCAACAAAAAGGCUCACGAUUAAAUAUGAACACUAGUCAUUUGUUUAAUCUAGAUGUUACUGGGAAUAAUGCUUCUUUGAAUGAUUUAACGUCAGUGAGAAAUUCAUUUAUGAUUGAUGCACAGGUUAGUCCAAUCACUGUAGAGGAGGUUAAGUUAGCCCAACGUAAUUCUCAGAUUACUAUUGUACCACGUGUGCCUGUACAAAAUCAACAAAUCAACCAGUCGGAUUAUUACAGUAAUACUCUAGGUCUAUCAGAUUCACAGAUAAUCACUUCAAUAAAAGAUUUGUCACAACCAGUACUAUCGCAACCACAACCACAAACAACAGCAACAACAAUGUCGGCGACAAAGCUCAAUCUAACAUCUUCUAGUUCAUCUUCAUCAUCACUGUCGGUGUCUUCGGCUGCAGUUCCUGCUACUGCUUCAGCUAGUGGACGAGUUGCACUGGUUUAUUCAUCAAGUAGUAAUAAUAAUAAUAGUAACAAUAGUAAUAAUAACAAAAAUGGUAAUAUUGAGUCUGGAAACAAUCGAGAUGGUCGAUUAUUGGCUGCUACUACUCUCGCUAAUACCACAAAUGCUGUUACAACGAGUAAUCAGAAUACCAACAACAACAACGCCUGUGAUGAUAUAACCAUUGCUAACACAUAUAACAGUUUAUUUAAACUGACUGAUAACACGACUGUCGGGGGUUAUAGAAGCAGCGGUAGGAGUAGCAGCAGCAGCAGUAGUAGUAGCAGUUCUGGAAGUUGUGGUGCUGGAAUUAACUACACCAGUGUCAACGACAUUAAACAUCAGCAUCAACACCAACACCAACAACAACAGUCAUCUUCACCGUUAUCUUUUCAUCCUCCUUAUAAUGCCCCAGGGAUUCUCACCUCUUUGAAUGACAAGAGCUCAAAAGGUAAUCUACUAUUAAAAUCAUAUCCAACAGGUUACACAAAACCUGAUACAAUCUAUCAAAGUAAAAUGAUCCUGGAUCGUAAUAUCACUAGUAAUACCAAUCAUAAUGACAGUAAUGGUAUUGGUAUAGUUAAACCAAUCUCAGGAUAUAUUGUAAAUACUUAUACUACUCAUGAUCCGAAUAACAGUAGUAAUAAUAUGGGUAAUAAUCAUAAAACGAAAAUAAUCACUGACACGGAAUCCUCAUCGGAUAGUCCAACAUUAUUGAUCACAACUGGUGGUGGUGUUGGUGUUGGUGGUGGUGGCGGGUAUUGUUCAGCCUCUGAGUCAACACCGCAUUUACCAAGCCUAAUGAAAUUAAACGCUAACUGCACAAAUUCACCAAUAUCUAAGAUCAUUAAUCCAUCAAAUCGAUACUCUUAUUCAAAUCUACACCAGCCAUCAGUGCAACCAACACUAGCGACAUCAUCGCAGGUACAAGCACCGUUCAUCUCAUCGUUAAGGAUAGAUAAACCAUUGAAUAACAGUAUGCAUAAUAUUGUGAAUAGAUCAAAAAUGAAGUUAUCCUAUGAUAAUCAAGGUGAUGAUGAUGAUGGUGAUGAUCAGAGUGAAUUAUCGAUCAAUAAUGAUGGAGUUAAGAAACGCUAUUCUGUACCAUCACGUUCAAGAUUGAUUGAUAUACCGCAGAGUGAAUAUGAAAUACCAAUCACUGGGAAUACUAAUACUACUACUAAUAACAAUAAUAGUAGUAGUGCUGGUAGUAUGAAUGAUCGUUAUGCUAAACAAGAUCUUCAUUUUAUACCAGUGACAUCGAAUGCUUUCUCAUCGAUAACUUUAACGUCUAGUACUUUCUCUCCGUCGUCUAACACAGUGACAUUAUCGUCACCGCGUAACACUACCAAUCCGAAUGGUCCUAAUCUUUUGCACAAUUUCAAUACAAGCAAUACACCAUUACACAAUAAUAAUAACAAUAAUGGUAAUAACAAUAACGCAUCUUAUAAAUAUCCUAGUCCACUUUCGUAUCAACGAGAAUCACACCAGAGUCAAUUAGGCGGAAGCAAUGGUUCACAGUACCCUCAAGAACAACCACGUCGUUAUAUUGCUACGAAUCGAUUUUCCAGUGGUAAUUCAACUUCAAUUACGCCUAAUAAUACCAUCGCCAAUAUGAAUAAUUAUAAUAGUAAUAAUAACAGUAGUAAUUAUCGUAAAUUAUCGGAUUUCCCUAAGCCUUCUAUGGAGUAUAUUAACGCCUAUGAUCAAGUUAAAAAUAACGAUAUAAUUGUAUACAAGAAUCCCACGAAUGGUUAUCCUGCACAAUCUGUUGGCAGUACAGCUACACUGCCAGAAAUUGCUCCAAAACCUUUAAAUCGUACAAAAAUGUUAUUAUUAAGUAAUAAUAAUAACAAUAAUGGUACUACUAGUACUACUUAUAAUGAUAAUGGCAGUAGUAAGAUAAUCUAUGAUACGCAUAAUUAUGAACCAAGUAAUCCAAUGAAAUGGCGUUUGCAUAAAUCCUCAGAUAGCGGUAGUAAUAAUUCAACUAAUCUAUAUGCUCCACAACCUUAUAGUCAACCGAAUAUGAAUGAAUCAGCCUCACAGAAUGCUCACAGGAUGAUUACUCAACGUUUACCUCAACAUAGUAAUAAUAAUCAUAAUAAUAAUAGUAAUAAUGGCAGUAUGAAUUGUAUAAACAAUACUAAUGGUUAUGUUGAUCAAGUUCAACCAUAUUACACAUCAUAG